Lucilia sericata (common green bottle fly) is the source of this 4011-nucleotide messenger RNA. Its product is annotated as patched domain-containing protein 3-like. Gene Ontology annotation, cellular component: plasma membrane; cytoplasmic vesicle membrane. The transcript has 6 exons. NCBI's taxonomy places the organism in Eukaryota, Metazoa, Arthropoda, Insecta, Diptera, Calliphoridae. The annotation marks the transcript as partial. The record is from RefSeq and is a predicted model, not a curated record.
GACGUUUUGGCCGUGUUAUUGUUAUACCCAAAGAUGGCAAUGACAACAUGAUACGCAGAGAAAUAUUCCAAGAACUUAGACAAUUGGAUAAUAUCAUACAAAAUGCCACCGUUACCUAUGAGGGUGAGACCUUUACCUAUAAGGACACUUGUGCCCGCUGGGAAAAUGAAUGUUUUGAGAAUGAUAUUUUAAAUCUGGACUAUAUAAUGGAUGAUAUUGAAUCCGGUGAAUUAAAUUUGACUUUUCCGUUAAUGUUUAAUCCGGUCACCUGGGAUGCUCAUGCUUUUCCCGUAUUCUUUGGUGGCACUAAACUAACCGAGGAUAAUUAUAUAGUCAGUGUGCCAGCCAUACAAUUGGUAUACUUUGUUACCGCUGAUACUAAACGGCAAGAUGCUAAAGGUGCCGAAUGGGAAGAAACCUUUUUACGUGUGGUUGGCCAGGCCGAAACUACUGGCUUUUUCAAACACAUUUCCGUAGCCUAUUUUGCCUCUAGGACUUUGGAUCAUGAGCUAGAGAAAAAUACUCAAACGGUGGUGCCUUACUUUAGCUCCACAUUCAUUUUAAUGGCUCUUUUUAGUGUAAUCACUUGUAUGAUGGGUGAUUCGGUGCGCUCCAAACCCUGGUUGGGUUUAAUGGGCAACAUUUCGGCCGUAAUGGCCACUUGUGCAGCCUUUGGUUUGGCCAUGUAUAUGGGUAUAGAGUUUAUUGGUAUUAAUUUGGCGGCGCCUUUUCUAAUGAUUGGUAUUGGCAUUGAUGAUACCUUUGUCAUGUUGGCUGCUUGGCGUCGUACCUCUUUAAAACAAUCGGUGGCCGAACGUAUGGGUCAUACAAUGUCUGAGGCUGCUGUUUCCAUAACCAUUACCUCCUUAACCGAUUUAAUUUCCUUCUGGAUUGGUGUCAUUAGUCCUUUCAGAUCGGUACAGAUUUUCUGUAAAUAUUCUGUUUUUGCUGUAGGUUUCACAUUUCUAUGGCAUAUUACCUUCUUUGCUGCCUGUAUGGCGAUAUCGGGUUAUCGGGAACAUCAAAAUCGUCAUGCUCUAUUUGGCUGCAGGGUCCAAUCUUUAUCGGUGGCUAUAAAGGAAAAGCGUAAUAUUUUCUAUCGUUCCAUCAUGUCGGGCGGUAUUAAUCGUGAGGAUCCUGACAAUCCCAUUGAUAAUAAGGAUCAUAUUUUAAUGAGAUUUUUCCGCAACAAAAUGGCCGCUGUUAUCAAUAAUAAAUGGUGUAAAUUUUUGAUUAUUUUAAUCUUUGGUGCCUAUCUGGCGGGUGCUUGUUAUGGUAUUACCCAGAUCAAAGAGGGUUUAGAGCGCAGAAAGUUGUCCAGAUCUGAUUCGUAUUCGGUGGAGUUCUUUGAUCGUGAAGAUGAUUAUUAUCGUGAAUUUCCUUAUAGAAUGCAGGUUAUUAUCACAGGAGAUUUGAACUAUUCCGAUCCCAUGGUCCAGGAUCAAAUUGAGGAAUUGACCCGUAAUUUGGAGAAUACUUCGUAUGUUACUUCUUCUCUGUAUACCGAAUCAUGGUUGCGUUCGUUUGUCUCCUUUGUGGAUCGUAAUAAUGAAUAUUUGAACUUAACCUUGGACACGGAACAGGAGUUCAUAGAAGCUGUCAAGGAGCAUUGGUUAUUCCCCGGAAAUCCUUUCUCUUUGGAUGUUAAGUUUAAUGAAAAUGAAACCCGCAUUAUAGCCUCCAGAUUGCUGAUACAAGCGGUUAAUAUUACCGAUACCAAUCAUGAAAAGGAAAUGGUUAGAGACUUGAGACAGAUCUGUAAGGACUCUCCUUUAAAUGCCACCAUUUUCCAUCCCUACUUUGUGUUCUUCGAUCAAUUUGAACUGGUGCGUCCUACUUCGCUGCAGGCCAUGGUUAUUGGUGCUGUUAUUAUGAUGAUUAUAUCCUUUGUGUUUAUACCCAAUUUCUUGUGUUCCCUAUGGGUGGCCUUCUCCGUUAUCUCUAUCGAAUUGGGCGUGGCUGGUUAUAUGGCUUUGUGGGAUGUCAAUUUGGAUUCGAUUUCCAUGAUUAAUUUGAUCAUGUGUAUAGGUUUCUCGGUGGACUUUACCGCCCACAUUUGCUACACUUAUAUGUCUUCGAAGAAGAAGAGUCCCAAGGCCAGAGUACGUGAAUCUUUCCAUUCUUUAGGCUUGCCCAUAUUGCAAGGUUCCAGCUCCACCAUUUUGGGUAUAGUGGCUUUACUUUUGGCUCAAAGUUAUAUAUUCUUGGUGUUCUUUAAAAUGGUCUUCUUGGUAAUAUUCUUUGGUGCCAUGCAUGGCUUGUUUUUGUUGCCCGUUUUGUUGUCGCUCUUCGGUCCUGGCUCUUGGCAAACUUGGACGGGUCGCGAUACCGGUGGUGAGGAAGAAAUUGAUGAUUUAGAUGUUAAACUGAAGGUAGCCAAAAUGGAUAAAAACUUUAUUAAUGCCUUCUAUAUGCCCUAUACUUCCUCGGCCAUGGGAGGUGUCAAUGGUUUCGGCAACAAGGGUUUCCUAGGAGCUCCCUAUAAGGCAUAUGGUGAUGAAAAAGAUCUAGGCAUAGGCACCUCCGGAGAGGAUUCCUCUGAGAGCAGUUCCUCACGCUCACAAAGACGCCAAGCUCUAGAAGAUGAGACUACACAGCGACGUUAUGAAGAAGGCUGGCGUAAAUCCUCCUAUAAUGAUCUAUUUGCCAAUAAUUCACCCUCCCAAUUCCAACCUCAUCCCGCUUUAUACAAUCAAAAGGUAUCAGCUCAUGAAUGGCGUUCUCGGCUCGAUGAACAUCAAGAACGUAAACUCUCCUCACAAAGAGGUGGAGAACGUUUCGCCUACGAUAACUAUGGUGCCGAUUUACAAAGACGUCAGGGUGAGUUUGUAGAUGAAAUUGAACAACGUGUCACGCCCACUUCUUCCCUAGAUGAACGUUCACGCCGUAAAUAUCGCACAGCACUGCAACAGCAACAGUCACCACACAAUAAUAGCGCUAGUGGUGAUGAGAGUAGCUAUCAUCAACAUCAUAAUACUGGCGCAGCAGCACUUGCCAACUCCUCGGGUGGUAAACGUUAUCAACGUAGACGUUCUUCCGAAGAUUCAACUAGACAUUUUCAACGUUGGCCCGCGUCUAAUAUAGAAGAACGUUAUAUGCGUCGUCAUUCACCCUCGACGCGCGCACAAAAUGCCUCCACCUCUCUACAGCAUGAAGAUGGUGAUUAUCCCACGUCCUACGGCUAUCGUCCUCAGCCACCCAGACGAUCAUCUUCACAUCAUAAUCUCUAUAAUCCUGCCCAAAAACAUCCUCCCACAUAUCAGUUUGGUGGCCCCUACUACCAUCACUAGCGAAGGUGGGAAAAUGAGCGAAUAAUUAUUUAAAAUUUAUUUUAAAUUAACACAGACUAUUAUAUUUUUAUGUUCUAUGACCAGGACUAGGGUUAUGAAAUUUUUAUUUUAUUUUUUUUUAAAUUUUUUAGUUAUUUAAGUGUGUAAUUAAUUUAUAGUUAAAACAAACGUCAUGACACAAAAUGCAGGUUUAUUAUUUUAUAAAAAUAAUAUAAAAUAUAGGAAAAACACUAGAACAAAAGAUUAGAAAAUAAAUUUUUAAGCGUUUAUUAGGAAUUAGUUUAAAACAAAAGGGCUUUGGGAGUGUAUAAUAUACAUUCUAGGGGCUUAAAAGUUAAGGCAAAGAUGUUAAAGGGAAAUGUGUAGUAUUAUAAUGUUUAAAAGGUUAUAAUUGACUUAUAAGGUAUUUUAAUAUAUUAUAAUGGAAAUAUAAUGUGUUAUAAUCCAUUAUAAUUGGAUUAUAAUGUGUUUUACUCCUUUAUAAUGUAAUUAUAAUAUGUUAAAAUCUAUUAUAAUUGCAAUAUAAUAUCUUAUGAUGCAUUAUAAUGGAAUUAUAAUGUGUUUUAAUACACUAUGAUGUGAUUAUAAUGGGUUUUAAUACAUUAUAGAGGGAUUAUAAUGUUCUAUAAUCUGUUAUAAUUAGAUUAUAAUAUGUUCUAUUACAUUAUAAUUCCAUUAUAAUGUUUUAAAAUACAUUAUAACUGGAUUAUAAGGGAUUAUA